AUGCUGGCAAGGGAAUAUGAGCGAGUGAGAGCUGGGAAGCCUCCAGUGCAGCUUGAUAUGUCAAGAUAUGGACUUGAAAUGCCACCUGUGAACAAACGGAGUGAUGAAACUGCUUGGAAGCAGACGCUUCAAAAAGCUCAGCGUCUACUACAGCAUCAAGUAAUCAGGCUGGAAAAUCUGGACUUAAUGUCAAAACAUGGUGCUGAAGUCUGGAAACAACAUAAUCAACUAUUGGAGGCAUUCUUAUCCAGAUCAUUUACAUAG
Ilex paraguariensis (yerba mate) is the source of this 264-nucleotide messenger RNA. The record is from the annotation of a GenBank genome assembly. NCBI's taxonomy places the organism in Eukaryota, Viridiplantae, Streptophyta, Magnoliopsida, Aquifoliales, Aquifoliaceae.